Molecule: messenger RNA, 735 nt
Organism: Hansenula anomala
Lineage: Eukaryota; Fungi; Ascomycota; Saccharomycetes; Phaffomycetales; Wickerhamomycetaceae
Gene: SIC1
Product: cyclin-dependent protein serine/threonine kinase inhibiting protein SIC1
Exons: 1
Coding region: 1-735 (244 amino acids)
Source: RefSeq, a predicted model, not a curated record
AUGCAACCUUUAACACCACCAAGUGUGAAGACCCAACCAAGAUCAUCAGUGCCAUAUACUCCAAAGACACCAUUUGGUAAGAAAUUGGAGAAAGUUACAGCUGUUCAAAGCCCUCCUACACAAAUCAAUCCAAACUCUCUAUUAACUCCCGGUCCAACUCCAAGACAUUCAUCAAGAAAGAGAAAAGAAUUGGGUGAAGCUAUAAAUCUAGCAGGUGCAACCACUUCACAAAGAACUCUGUUCCCACCAACUCCAUCCACUAUAGGCCGUGGUCGUUCAAAGAAUUAUCCAGUAUCUCCAAUAAGGAAAUCUACACUUGAUAAUGAUGAUAUUUCUUCAUUAAAGACAAAAAGGAAACUGACAUUUGAAAUUGAUGAAGAAGAAGAAUUAGAAACUGGAAAUAAAACACCAGGUGCUCAAUUGAUUACUGAUAAGCUGAUUAAUAAAUGGAAUGAUGAAGUCCCAAGUGACUUGAGUGACGCUGAUGAUGAUGAAGAUGAGUUUAUUAGUAGGAAACCAUUAGUGAAUCCAUUUAUGACAAAAUCAUCAGAAGGACCUGUUAUUAAAAGAAAUUUACCAAAACAAACAGAAAUAACUCUGAUUAACAAAAAAGGUGAAAAGAUUAUUAGAAAAUUAACAGAAGAAGAAUCAAAUUACAAACCAAGAAACUUAUUUGGGACUUUAGUUAAAGAACAACAAAAGAUAAACGUUUAUAAUGAUAAUGAAGACUUAUAA